Molecule: messenger RNA, 1727 nt
Organism: Carica papaya (papaya)
Lineage: Eukaryota; Viridiplantae; Streptophyta; Magnoliopsida; Brassicales; Caricaceae
Source: RefSeq, a predicted model, not a curated record
ACUCAUCCUUUAUUUAAACUAUUUCAGAUCAAAAGGAACAGGAUCCAGAGUCUGAUCCGCAAGAGGGUUGCGAGAGAACAGCUUGCCUCUGGUGCUGAUGGAGGGGAGCUGGUCUUAUGGAAAUUACAUUCAACAGAUGCUGGUCAGGCAUGGAAAGUCCUCAAAUCUCUAUCAUCUGCAGGUUCUUACAAAAUUUCACCAUCAUCUGGAACAUUAAACACUGCUUAUAUAUUUUCCAGAAAGGAGCUUUCAAGGCCUGCGCUGCAACUCCCUUGCGCCAGCAAGCCUGUUGUAGCUGUUCGUUUUUGCCCUGUGGCUUUCAGGCUUCGGGGAUCAAACCCUGCUGGAUUCUUCAAGCUUCCUUAUCGAAUUGUUUUUGCUGUUGCAACUUUAAACUCAGUGUACGUCUAUGAUACAGAAAGUGUUGCUCCAAUACUAAUAUUGGCUGGUCUUCAUUAUGCACCAAUAACUGACAUUGCAUGGUCAUCUAGUGCCUGUUAUGUAGCGUUGUCAUCUCAAGACGGUUACUGUACUUUGGUGGAAUUUACAAAGGAUGAACUGGGUUUGCCAUUUUGCUUAACUGAAGGAACAAGAGUUGGUGAGAAUGAGAACAAGAUUCAGAGAGCAGAGGAUAUGACGACUGGAACAACUAAAAAUGAUGGUAUGGUUUCAGAGGAUGAGAAAAAGGGUUCAAUUCAGGAAAUGGAGGACAUGGUUAUUGUAACAACUAAAGAUGAUGGUUCUGUUCCAGGAACUAGUAAAACAACUGCAAUUGAAAGGAAACAAGGCAAAUGGGUAUCACUGAGCUCAAUCACCACAAUAACCUCAAAUAAGCCUGCUAAGGAAGCAGAAGACAUGAUGAUUGAAACAACCAAAAAUGACAGUUCAAUGCCAGGAACCAUGAAAAUAAUGGAAGAAGAUAGUGACAGAGGCAAACAGGCAACACUUACCUCAGUGACUACUGCGACCUCGAGUAAACCUGUCAAAAGGAGGAUUACACCAGUAGCAAUUGAUCCAUGAUACUUUUAAAGGCUCAACCUUAAAGUUUCUACGAAGUUCCUCAUCAAGGUUCCAUGUUCUCACUGUAAUCAUUCUUUUGUUUGUUGAGAGUAAGACAUCUCAAUGAAAGAUGUGCUUGAUAUAUCAUCCUUUAUUUGCUUGCAGGUGAUGUAGGCAAGAAAUCAUGGAAUUCUAUUGUUUUAGCAUGUGAAUCUGACUUUCUUGUACUAAUCUGAUUAGAUUAGAGUAUAGAUUUAUUAUAGAGUUUGCCGUGCUGAUAAUAUUCACAAUACAUUGAUAGUUUGCUGUGAUGCUUUCACCCAUUAAAUGAAGUUACAGCUGAAGAUUUUUAUUGAACUCAGUAAAAGCAGUGUGGUGCCAGUAACCCGGACAUUUAUCCACAAACAAAUGGCUAAGCAAGAAAAUUGCGUUUGGAGAUUGCAAGCUUUUCUUAUGGCUGAUCUGAGCAAUUGAAUUGGAAAAGGAGCUAAGAUGAGUUACCAAUAGCAUGUUGUACAUCCAUGUCUUGACAUGUAUUAUCUUUUACUCGUCAAUCUUAUUAGAACUUCAAAGAUUCGAAUUUGCAAUGUACGCUUUCUGCUAUAUGGUGCAAUCUCAGAGUAUUUACCUGGAAAUUAUGUUCAUGGGUUUUCUAGUCUUGUAUUAUAUUCAUGGAUUUGCUCUGUUGUGUCCUCUGUGAAGCGUCCUAAUUAAAUCCAAGGGGAAAA